Molecule: messenger RNA, 681 nt
Organism: Macrosiphum euphorbiae (potato aphid)
Lineage: Eukaryota; Metazoa; Arthropoda; Insecta; Hemiptera; Aphididae
Source: the annotation of a GenBank genome assembly
AUGAACUCUUCAUUUUACGUAGCUUUGGCGUUGUUGAUAGCUGUGGUGAUAGCCGACGACUCCAGAAGUAAAAAAGAAGCCAUUUACAAUCCUUAUGGACAAAUCACAGAUGCUAACAAGUAUUUAGCUACGACGGCCGGAUACAAUAAUUACAACAACUAUCAACAACUGCCGUACAACAAUAAUUAUCAACAGGCGGCGUAUUCGGGGUACAACCAGCAAUACUACCAACAACAACAGCCGUACCAGCGUGUCGGUGGCUAUCCGUACAACGGCGACAUCGCAACCGGCUAUAACCACCAACAACACUACAACCAGUACAACAACUACCCGUACGGCGGCUACCAGCAGUACAGCGGCUUCCAGCAGUACCCGUACAACAGUAACCAACAGUACCCGUAUAACCAGCAAUACGGAGCUUACCAGCAACAGUACCCGUACGGUUACCAAAACGCUUACGGCUACCAACAGAAUCCGUUCGGCUACAACAACGCGUACAACUCCAAUCAGUUGGUCAGACAAGCGCCCGCUUACCCGAGUUCCGGUGCCCAGCCCAUCAGCCCACCGGUGCCACAUCCGUUCUAUCACGUGCCAGGGACGUACUACCCGACCACGACCGAAAUUAACAAGCCACCCGCGGCCGCCCCCGUCACAGUCGAUCCGAAAAAAACAUACAAAUGA